AUGGAAGUGAAGAAGAAACUGACGGAUUGGAGAAAAGAUUUGGAGGUAUCUAAUUGUACUCAAAUUGAAGAUAAUGGAAAAGGAAAGGUUGAUACAGAGAUAGCACCACCACCACCACCAACUAAAAGAAGGAGGACCUCUAAGGUUUGGGAGAUGUUUGAUAAGAUCAAAAGGGAAGAUGGGACAGAAUUGGCCAUAUGUAAACAUUGCAAAAAGCAGUAUCCAGGAUCAAGCAAGACAGCAGGAACCUCAAACCUAUUAAAACAUAUGGGAAAAUGUGCAGGUAGGAGAGAUGGUGAUGGAGGUAAACCUUGUGACGAAAUCAAGGAAAAAAGGAGCUACAAGAGCAUAACCAGAAGUGAUCCAUUGAGUGUGGUUGAGAAGGAUUCCUCAGAAAAUUUUGGAUCCUAUAGCAAUUUAAAGGCCAACAUACUUCACACUUAUAGAAAAGAGAAGGAAAAACUCACAAGUUUCAUUAACAACCCCUCAUCAGGUCGUUUCAAUUUAACAAUCAAUUGUUGGAGACGCACUGAUGGUAGAAAUACCAACUGUUGUUUGACCAAACACUUCAUAGACAAUGGUUGGGAACUAAAGAGCAAGGUUCUUGCUUUCAGAAGAGUGGGAUUUUCCGACAACAGGGGACUUUUCGGAACUUUCAGAAGUAUGAUAUUAGAUUGGAGGAAUCUUGACAAAAAUGUGUUCACCAUAACCGCACAAUAUACUGAGGAGGCUUAUCAGAUAGCCAGCGAGAUUAAAGGGUGGCUUCUUGAUCAAAAUUUACUUCCUUUAACUGGAACAUUGUCACAUGUUAGUUGCUUGGUGCAUAUUCUCAAUCUUCUUCUCGAGGAUGGAUCGCAGGAAGUAAACGGACUACUUUUCAAUACAAUGAAGUGCAUUUCUUAUGUCCAUAAUAAACCAGAUAGUGUUAUAAAAUUCCGAAUGGCAGUAGAUCAAGCGAGGGCGCAAGGUAGCAGUGUGACUUAUGAAGAUAUGCCUGCGAAAGGGACAUUAAUUAGCUUCCAAAAAUUUGAGGGAAUUUUCAGGUUAAGAGAAGCUUUUAAUAUGUUAAAGAUUUUCGAUCUGGAUUUUAACAGCUUAAAUAUUAACCCAGAAGAUGAGGAAUGGAUAAAGGCUACCUACAUUUACAAGCAUGUAAAAGUGUUAGAUGAAGCUGUUAAGAGCCUUUCAGGGAAACAAUCAUGCCUUACCACAAACGUUUAUUUUCCUAAGGUUUGCAACAUAUACAGGAGCCUGUGUGAAUGGGUCAAAGGUGACAAUUCAAAUGUUUCCUCGAUGGCUGGUAAGAUGAAGAAAAAAUUUGACACAUAUUGGGAAAAUUGUGGUUUGGUUUUAGCAAUAGCUAUAGUUCUUGACCCGCGGUUUAAACUUGACAUUGUGAAGCGCUGGUUCCAGGAAAUCUAUGGCCAAGAUGAUGCUGAGGAGCAGUGUGUAGGAAUCGAGUUCAAUCUUAAACAAAUUUACAAAGAAUACUCAGGCGGCGGCUCCAACAAUUUAACUGCUUAUUUUGACACGCUAGAUCCUCUGGGAAUGCCAUGGAGUACUUCUUGUUCAAACGAUGCUGAAGAUGGCAAGUCAGAAAAAUCAGAACUUGAACGAUAUUUAGAAGAGCCUAAGUUUCGUUCCGUUAAAGAUUUUGACAUACUAACUUGGUGGCGUGCCAAUACACCAAAUUUCCCAAUAUUAGCAAAGAUGGCGCGUGAUUUCUUGGCAAUCCCAGUUUCAACUGCUCAGUCGAAUCCCUCGUUCAAUGAUGAUGUUAUGAAGAUUGAUCCAACCGCCAUUGACAUAGAUCCUGAGACCACGGAAGCUUUUGUUUGUGUAAGGGAUUGGCGGCAAAGGCCUGAAAACAAGGCCUGAUAUUUCAUCACCUCUCAUCUGCUUCCAUUAGCAGAAAAAAGAAGAAGAAGAAGAAGAAUUCG
Messenger RNA from Pistacia vera, 1940 nucleotides. RefSeq names its product zinc finger BED domain-containing protein RICESLEEPER 2-like. Gene Ontology annotation, molecular function: protein dimerization activity; DNA binding. The coding region runs from base 1 to 1878 and encodes 625 amino acids. The transcript has 3 exons. The record is from RefSeq and is a predicted model, not a curated record. Lineage: Eukaryota; Viridiplantae; Streptophyta; Magnoliopsida; Sapindales; Anacardiaceae.